AUUUCUCCAUCUUCCAUUUCAGAACAUCAAAAUUUUGUAUUCCCCCCUCCCCCUCCAAAAAAAGAAAUAGAAAAACGAAAACGAAAAAGAAAAACCCCUCGUUCUUUACUCGGGACUCGGAAUUUGACUUGUCAUCUGCAGACAACAUCAGGUUGGAAUCUUGUGUCGGAUUCCUUCAAGAUUGACUUAUAAACGCUUCUCGGGACAACCUGAAUUUUGUUGGAAAUUAAGUGCAUUCUUGCUAUAUAGGAUGGACUCCCAUUAUCUUGGAUACGAGGUUGCAGGUGCAGGCUUAGCCUACUCGUCGUAUACUAGUGCUUCAUCCAUGCCUCCAGGGCUGUUUAGGUCAUCCAAGUUGGAUUCAAGAAACUUGCCUAGUUUUCCUUUCUCUACCCCUUACGAUCCCGAGACCCUCGCCACGUACGGUGUUAGUUGGGAUCCGGAUGGUUUGGCUUAUAAUCCUUCUGGAGCGACCCUUUAUUCUAAUUCUUUGCUGGAUUACAACAAUUGCCUCCAGCAACCGGCACCCUCUCCGUUCUGCCCUCAAGAUAGUUCACUAGUUUGCUCUAACGAUCCAUCGUUUCCCCAAAAUGUAAAUGGCAAUCAUCACAUAAGACAGGCCCUAUGGGAGUUGGAGAGUGCUCUUAUGGAUGCAGAUGAUUAUUCCAGGCCUGGCAGCUGGAACGAUGAGCAGCAUAUUGAGAAAUGUUGCAGAGCAAUGGAGGACUUUGCGAUGUUGCCGGUCAUCCCUACUGAUAAUCUCAAACACCUGCUGAUUUCGUGUGCUAGAGCUCUUUCUGAAGACAAAUUAAAUGAAUUUGAGGAACUGGUAAAGCAUGCCCGUGCGGCAGUGUCUAUUAGCGGAGAGCCGAUUCAGCGGCUAGGUGCUUACAUGCUAGAAGGGCUAAUAGCAAGGAAAGAGUUGUCGGGGACCCACAUUUACCAUGCUUUAAAGUGCAGUGAGCUGGAUAGCAAGGAUUUGCUAUCCUAUAUGCGCAUUCUGUACGAGAUAUGUCCAUAUUACAAAUUUGGUUAUAUGGCUGCUAAUGGCGCCAUUGCUGAAGCGUGCAAAAAUGAGGACCGCAUACACAUUAUCGAUUUCCAGAUUGCACAGGGGACACAAUGGAUAACUCUGUUGCAAGCACUUGCAGCAAGACCUGGUGGGGCUCCAGGAGUGCGCAUUUCCGGGAUCGAUGAUCCCUUUUCAGAAUACGCUCGUGGAGAUGGUCUAGCAGCAGUAAGGAAACGAUUUGAGGCAAUCUCCAAGAAAUAUAACAUCCCUGUUGAGUUUCAUGCUGUUCCAGUUUUUGCUCUUGAUGUCACACGGAACAUGCUCGACAUUCGGCCCGGUGAGGCCUUGGCAGUGAACUUUCCGCUCCAGCUCCACCACACGCCCGACGAGAGUGUUGACGUGUCCAAUCCAAGAGAUGGGCUUCUAAGGAUGGUGAAAUCACUUUCUCCUAAGGUGGUCACUCUGGUCGAGCAAGAAUCAAACACAAACACCGCCCCAUUUCUCGCAAGGUUCACGGAGACCUUGGACUACUACUUGGCGAUGUUCGAGUCGAUAGAUGUUACGAUGCCGAGGGAGGGGAAGGAACGGAUUAACGUCGAGCAACAAUGUCUAGCAAGGGAAAUUGUGAACGUCAUUGCGUGUGAAGGGAAGGCAAGAGUGGAACGACACGAGCUAUUUGGCAAGUGGAGAUCGAGGUUCAUGAUGGCAGGUUUCCGGCAGUUGCCGUUGAGCUCUUACGUGAAUUCGGUGAUUAGGGGAUUGCUGAGAUGCUACUCCGAGCAUUACACCUUGCUGGAGAAGGAUGGAGGUAUGCUGUUAGGAUGGAAGGAUAGGAAUUUGAUCUCAGCAUCUGCUUGGCACUGAAGAUGGGACUGGGAAAUGCAUAUGUAGAGUUAGUAUAGAAAUGCAGCCAGACAAUGAAAACAGAGAUAGUUCCACUAGAAAUGGUAUAGGUUCUCUUGUAUGUAAUUUUGAUCGUGCUUUACAGAGUCAUUUACUUUGUUAAAAGGAAAGAAUUUAUAUUUGAAAUGAAAUAGGAAAGAGAAUAUGAUUUGAAAUAGAAAA
Sesamum indicum (sesame) is the source of this 2077-nucleotide messenger RNA. RefSeq names its product scarecrow-like protein 21. NCBI's taxonomy places the organism in Eukaryota, Viridiplantae, Streptophyta, Magnoliopsida, Lamiales, Pedaliaceae. The record is from RefSeq and is a predicted model, not a curated record.